Cornus florida is the source of this 3969-nucleotide messenger RNA. Its product is annotated as AT-rich interactive domain-containing protein 4. The record is from RefSeq and is a predicted model, not a curated record. Gene Ontology annotation, molecular function: DNA binding. NCBI's taxonomy places the organism in Eukaryota, Viridiplantae, Streptophyta, Magnoliopsida, Cornales, Cornaceae. The coding region runs from base 1186 to 3510 and encodes 774 amino acids. The transcript is spliced from 16 exons.
CCUCGAACUAGGUAACAUUUUCCCAAACAAUCGAGCACUCCAAAUCAUAUAUGUACAAACACAGACACACAUAUACAUAUAUGUGCCUGUGUAUAUAUAUGGAGAGAGAGUAAUGGCGAUGGAGACACGGGAAGAAGGAAGAGCUUGGGCAGAGAAAACAGUGUUACGAGCAGAAUGAUCCCUUCGAGAAACGAAGAGGACAUUAAUCGUGCGAACCCAAAUGAGUCUAUGAUUAAGUGUUGUUACUACCGAAUCCGUACAAUUUAUCUACUUUAUCAUCAAAAAGGAAAUUAAGAAAAAGGACAUCUUUGAAAUAUCUUUCGGAGCACAGCACAAUUUCCGAAUUUCAUGUGUACCCAACCAAGAGAACCACCCAAAAGUCUAUUCUCACAUGGAAUUUUCAAUUCAUUCUUAUUACUGGUUCAAUUUAAUGCAUAUGUGCAAAUAUAGGUGUGUAUAUAUAUAUACGCACAUACUACUUCUUAAUUCUUAUAAUCAUCAUUUGUUUAAUCAAUACUAUUCAUAUACGCACACGCUUUGACACGCCUGGGAUUUCUAGCUCUGUUUUUAUUUUUAUUUUCUUCUUUUCGGGUUUUGUUUUUUCCGAUUUGUUUUUGUUUCUAAAAACAGUUUGUCAAAAGCAGAUUUAAUUAUAGCCUCUAUCUUUCUUUACUUUUUUUUUCUUUUUUUCUUUCUUUCUUUUUUUCUUUGUUUCAAUGUUUUUGUUUGUGUUGACCCUGUGAUAGUUGGAUGUGUGGUAAUGUGUUUGUCACUGCACCAAAGCUGACACACCGUAUUUUUUCUAACAAGUGAGAAUAUUUAUUUAUAAUUUUGUGUUUUGAUAUAGCGGUGGAUAGAGGGUCGAGAUAAAUAGAUAGAGAUUCUUAUUAGGCACGAUUUUUUAAAGUUGGAAAUUUUAUUGGGUGGGUGAUUUUUAAGGGCCUAGGGUUCACAUUCUUACUUUACUCUCAAUAUUCGGUGCCUUGUUUUUGAGGGAUUUGAAGCUGCGGACUAACAAGGGUCGUCGAUCUUUCCUGAUUUCUUCAUCUGGGUUGUUGAGAUUCCAUGAUUUUCUCAUCUGGGUCGAUUUUAUGCUCAACUUUGGAGAUUUUAAGUCAGUGGCUCUCUUGUAGAAGGAAGUUAGUUUAUUUUCCUCUUCAACACUUGUGGAAUCGCAUGUAAAGGAUGUACCAUACUCAAGGAGCUUCAAAACACAAUUGUGGUCUCCUUGCGGUUUUAGGGGGGAGACCUUCUGGAAAAGAACAAAAGCAAGAUCCCCCAGUAGAUCGGCCGCUAUAUCCCUUUCCAGAGAUUGUUUCCUCGGGUCGUUUGGAGGUUCAGACUCUGAACAAUCCAAGCAUAGAAGAGUUCCAUAAAGUUCUUGAUUCAUUUCAACCAAAUUUUGUGUAUUUGCAAGGAGAACAGCUUCCAAAUGAUGAAGUUGGAUCUCUGGUGUGGGGAGGUGUUGACUUAUCUACUACUGAAGCCAUAUCCGGGCUUUUUGGUUCCACAUUGCCAAAUACUGUUUAUCUGGAGGUCUCAAAUGGAGAAAAGUUGGCAGAGGUGCUUCAUUCUAAGGGAAUUCCUUAUGUGAUAUAUUGGAAGAAUGCAUUUUCAUGUUAUGCUGCCUGUCAUUUUCGCCAGGCGAUAUUUUCAGUGGUACAGAGUUCAUAUAGCCAUACUUGGGAUGUUUUCCAACUUGCGCAUGCAUCGUUUAAGCUAUACUGUGUACAAAACAACCUUGUCCUUCCUGCUAGCAGCGUGAAAGUUAAUGGUAAGCUGGGUCCACGACUUCUUGGUGACCCUCCAAAGAUCGAGGUUCCUCCACCUGAGGUAGAUGCAGGAGAUGAUGAGACAAACUCUUCUGAUACUCUUCCUGCCAUAAAGAUUUAUGAUGAUGAUAUGAGCAUGAGAUUUCUUGUUUGUGGAGUCACACGCACUUUGGAUGCAUGCUUACUAGGAUCCUUGGAAGAUGGUCUCAAUGCCCUCUUGAACAUUGAAAUGCGAGGGAGUAAACUUCAUAACCGGGUUAGUGCCCUUCCACCACCUCUUCAGGCAGGGACAUUUUCUCGUGGUGUUGUGACCAUGCGAUGCGAUUUAUCAACCUGUAGUUCUUCCCACAUCUCACUUCUGGUGUCGGGAAGUGCACAAACUUGUUUUGAUGAUCAGCUCCUGGAGAAUCAUAUAAAGAGUGAAGUUAUUGAGAAUAGCCAUCUAGUUCAUGCACUGCCUAACAGUGAAGAACAUAGACCGCCUUUGUCCCAACCUAGGAGAUCUGCUUCAAUAGCUUGUGGGGCAACAGUAUUUGAAGUUUGCAUGAAGGUCCCUACAUGGGCCUCACAGGUUUUAAGGCAGCUAGCACCAGAUGUUUCUUAUCGAAGUCUAGUUGCACUUGGCAUUGCCAGCGUUCAAGGAUUAGCUGUUGCUUCAUUUGAAAAAGAUGAUGCGGACCGUCUUCUAUUCUUUUGUACAAAGCAGGGAAAAGAUGACCAUGUAAAGAAUUUUAAUUUCAGUAGACCUCCUAUCUGGUUGAGACCCCCUGCUCCUAGUAGAAAGAGGUCUGAACCAUGCCAAGAAACAAGCCUCAGCUCUCAUCAUGGUUUGUUUUCUGGAAACCUAAGUACUGUCAAGAAAGAAGGCCAAGUGGAUAAGGAAACUGUACUGAAGAAUGGAGCUGCAAUUCCCUUAGUACCUGUUAGACAGAAAUUAAAGGUUGCUGCAAUGAGGCCCAUUCCUCAUGUUCGUCAUCAGAAAAUGCUGCCGUUUGCUGGAAUUUCUGAGGCUGAUGGGCAUGAUGGAGGUCAAGUGAAGGCUAAUUUGUUAGUUGUUCCUUCCACAAAACACAGUUCUGUAGGAUCAAAUCCUGUUGCCCAUCGGAAAUCAUUCUCAAGCUCAUCUCAGGCUAAGCAAAUAAUUUCCUUGAAUCCUUUACCUCUGAAGAAACAUGGUUGUGGUCGAAGCCCAAUACACGUUUGCUCUGAGGAGGAAUUUCUGAAGGAUGUGAUGCAAUUUCUAAUCCUUCGAGGGCAUACCCGUCUCAUCCCGCAAGGUGGGCUUGCUGAGUUCCCAGACGCCAUACUCAAUGCAAAACGUCUUGACCUGUUCAACUUGUAUAGAGAGGUGGUUUCACGAGGCGGCUUUCAUGUUGGCAAUGGCAUCAACUGGAAAGGACAGGUUUUCUCAAAGAUGAGGAAUCACACGGUGACCAAUAGAAUGACUGGUGUUGGGAAUACACUUAAAAGACAUUAUGAAACUUACCUUCUGGAAUACGAAUUGGCUCAUGAUGAUGUAGAUGGGGAAUGCUGCUUGUUGUGUCACAGUAGCGCAGCAGGGGACUGGGUGAACUGUGGCAUAUGUGGUGAGUGGGCCCAUUUCGGCUGCGACAGAAGGCAGGGUCUUGGUGCCUUCAAGGAUUAUGCAAAAACUGAUGGACUAGAGUACAUUUGCCCGCAAUGCAGCGUUUCAAAUUUCAAGAAGAAAAUGCAGAAAACUGCAAAUGGAUAUUCUUGAGGCUCGACAGUCUCACGACCAUUCUGAUUGGUGUUUCCUUGGCCUCUGUUUAAAUUUAUCUUUCUAUUGGUCUUAUAUUUUCUCUCCUUUUAUGCACGAGAAAAUCUGGAAAUGUGUUUUAGAGAUAGGUCUGCACGUAUUAUUAGAUUUUAGCCAUUGUUUUACAUCCAGGAUGGUUCAGGACAAAAAAAAAAGGUUUGGAUACUCGAGUACAGGUGAAGAAAGAAAUGGAGAAAGGGAAGGAAGGAAGCCUACAGUUUGCAGGCAUAAAGUCAGGUCACAGAAAGGGAAGGAUUGGGGGUGGGUGAGGGAUAUGGGGAGUUUUGUGAGCCCAUUGUUCUGAGAGGGUUAUGUAAUAUGUAUAUCUAGUUCCCUUUUCUCCAUCAUAACAACGUUUUUGUAGCUGUUGUAGCUUUAUGAAAAUAAUUUUAAUGGGAGUUUUAGAAUUGUUCCAAUUUA